AUGGUAUCACUACGAUUUUCACGACUCGCGCCCGUACUGGUAGGACUGCUGGCCGUGGUAAACGCAAACGCCCUGGCCAAGCGUAAUGGCACUUGUACUUUGUUGAACCAAAGAAAGUCGUGGAAUGUCCUGAACGACGACGAGCGAUCAGAGUUUCUUCGCGCCAACAAGUGCUUGAUGGAAAUUCCGCCCCGGACAGGCACAAUUUGGAACGCGCAGAACCGAUGGGACGAGUUCAGCUACGUCCACAUUAGCAUGGCCAACUAUAUUCACGACUCGGGCCAGUUCCUGGCGUGGCAUCGCUGGUACAUCAAGGUGCUUGAGCUCGACCUGCAAGAGUAUUGCAACUACACUGGUGCUCUCCCUUACUGGGACGAGCUCAAGGACCAGGCAACUGCCCCCCUCAACGAGUCUGCCAUCUUCGACCCCGUCAUGGGUUUUGGCGGUGAUGGCGAUCCCAACAACAAGUACUGCAUCUCCGACGGCCCGUUUGCCAACAUCACCUUGGUCAUGAAUAUGACGAGCAACUUUGCUCACGACUGCCUGUCGCGACAAUUCAACCAGACUCGGUUCGACCUAGGCCCUGACAAUUGGGAUCUGUGCAAGGAUUAUAGCAAUUAUACCACUUACUGGGAGUGCAGCAGCAACAACAUUCACGGUCUCGGACACAUUGGUGUCGGCGGAACAGAAGGACUGAUGGCCAACGCCGUGACAUCUUCCGGAGACCCUCUCUUCUUCCUACACCACGCCUGGCUCGACCGCGCAUGGUGGAAGUGGCAGCUACAAGACAAGGAAAACCGCCUCUAUGAUAUGGGCGGCAGAAACAUGGAGCUGGACAUCAUGGUCUCCUACCUUGGAUUGUCCCAGCCAAACAAGUUUACUACCGACUACAGUGGCGACGGAGACAGCAACACAACCACGCUCGGCCACGUCCUCUACACCCACGACCUCCGGGCAAACGUGACUGUUGGAGACGUCAUGGAUUUGAACGCCGAUACCAUCUGCGCCGAAUACGUCGACGAUGGAGGAUUCAAUUACACACUAGGCUACUAA
Pestalotiopsis fici W106-1 is the source of this 1053-nucleotide messenger RNA. RefSeq lists its product as uncharacterized. NCBI's taxonomy places the organism in Eukaryota, Fungi, Ascomycota, Sordariomycetes, Amphisphaeriales, Sporocadaceae. The coding region runs from base 1 to 1053 and encodes 350 amino acids. The record is from RefSeq and is a predicted model, not a curated record. Gene Ontology annotation, molecular function: oxidoreductase activity. The transcript has 4 exons.